AUGGACGACAAUAUAAAUGAGGCUUUAUCACAGCUUCUACACGAGAAGGGGAUUGAAUAUCCCGGGGAAAGAAUGGUAGAAGAUAGUACAACAGUUCAGGUUAUCAACCCAGCAGCGAGAAAAACAGGAGAGAGUAUGGAAGUUUUCGUCUCCAGAAAGACUACCAUGAUUUCUCAACCUAAUUCAGAUGAUGAAGACUACGGGGCUUCUGACUCGGAGCUAUUUUGUCGCUCUCGUUCAGCUUCUUUCCACGGUCGUGCAGGAAGUGAAGAUGAACGUCCACGACACACAACGUUGAGGUAUCGUCGUCGUAAAGGAGGUCAAUGGCUACAAGUCGAGGACAGCAACACUGAGGUAGCGAAAGAGGGCGAAGAUGAGCUCCAAGUUGAACUCAAAGAAGAAUGCUCAGAAGAUACAGGUGUUGUAACUAAGACUUACCAAGCUAGGUGGAGAGUUCUGAAGUAUGAAAAUCUUCCUGAAUGGCUACAAGACAAUGAGUUUCUGAGACACGGUCAUCGUCCUCCGCUCCCAUCUUUUGCUGAGUGCUUUAAAAGUAUUUGGGCACUGCAUACAGAAACAGGCAAUAUUUGGACACAUCUAAUUGGUUGUGUUGCAUUCUUCUGUUUGGCAGUGUGGUUCCUCUCUCGACCGGAUAAUCACAUCCAAUUUCAAGAAAAAGUUGUUUUCUCUUUCUUUUUUGCCGGAGCUGUUCUCUGUUUGGGGUUAUCCUUCGUGUUCCAUACAUUGUCAUGUCAUUCAGUAGAUAUAGUCAAAAUAUUCUGCAAAUUAGAUUAUAUGGGUAUCUCAAUGCUGAUUGUUGGCUCAUUCAUCCCCUGGAUUUAUUAUGGAUUCUAUUGUCGACGAGAGCCUAAAAUAACCUAUAUUCUGAUGGUUUGCGUUCUCGGAGCAGGUGCUAUCAUCGUUUCACUUUGGGAUAAGUUCAGUGAGUCUCGGUUCCGUCCAUACAGGGCUGCAGUCUUUGUGGGAAUGGGGCUUAGUGGAGCCAUUCCAACCGCACACUACAUAUACACAGAUGGAGUUCGAUCCUUAUUUGAAGAUAAUGCUUUCCAUUGGUUACUACUUAUGGCUUUCCUUUAUCUUCUCGGAGCUCUCUUGUAUGCGACUCGUACGCCUGAAAGAUUUUUCCCCGGAAAGUGCGACAUUUGGUUCCAAUCUCAUCAGCUUUUCCAUACUUGUGUGGUUAUUGCAGCUUUUGUCCAUUAUUAUGGUAUAAGUGAAAUGGCCAUGCUUCGUUUGAAUGCUCAAUGUCCACCAGAGAUCCCUGUUGGUCAUACUGAACUAUAA
Auanema sp. JU1783 is the source of this 1305-nucleotide messenger RNA. The record is from the annotation of a GenBank genome assembly. NCBI's taxonomy places the organism in Eukaryota, Metazoa, Nematoda, Chromadorea, Rhabditida, Rhabditidae.